Vanessa atalanta (red admiral) is the source of this 2508-nucleotide messenger RNA. RefSeq names its product developmentally-regulated GTP-binding protein 2. The record is from RefSeq and is a predicted model, not a curated record. The transcript has 8 exons. NCBI's taxonomy places the organism in Eukaryota, Metazoa, Arthropoda, Insecta, Lepidoptera, Nymphalidae. Gene Ontology annotation, molecular function: GTP binding; GTPase activity. Gene Ontology annotation, biological process: cytoplasmic translation. Bases 202 to 1296 code for a protein of 364 amino acids. Gene Ontology annotation, cellular component: cytoplasm.
UCACUAAAUUGAUAACCUAACUUUACAAUCCUACAUUAUUUUUUAAAUAAUAAUUAAGUACAAAUAUACAAGAAAGAUAAUCUAUAUGCCUUAAAUCGAAAUGAUAUUUGUGUCGUAGUAGUCUUUUAGUAUAUACUUUUUGUGUAGGAUUAUACUAAUUUAGUUUUGUUUUAACAUUGUUAAAAAUUUUGGUCUUGUACCAUGGGUAUUUUAGAAAAGAUAUCUGAAAUUGAGAAAGAAAUAGCAAGGACUCAGAAGAAUAAAGCAACUGAAUAUCAUUUGGGUUUAUUAAAAGCUAAAUUAGCUAAAUAUAGAUCCCAGUUACUUGAACCAUCUAAAAAAGGAGGUGAUAAAGGGGAGGGUUUUGAUGUGCUCAAAUCAGGUGAUGCCCGAGUCGCUCUUAUAGGAUUCCCAUCAGUUGGUAAGUCAACCCUCUUGUCCACGUUGACGCACACGCACUCAGAAGCUGCUAGUUAUGAGUUCACAACGUUGACAUGUAUUCCUGGAGUUAUUGAAUACCGCGGUGCAAAUAUACAACUGCUCGACUUGCCUGGUAUCAUCGAAGGUGCCGCUCAGGGCAAGGGUAGAGGGCGACAGGUGAUAGCGGUCGCCCGUACAGCGGACUUGGUGCUGAUGAUGUUGGAUGCGACCAAACCGUACGUGCAUCGGCAGCUGUUGGAGCGAGAGCUGGAAAGUGUGGGCAUCAGACUGAAUAAGAACAAGCCCAAUAUAUACUUUAAGAUUAAGAAAGGCGGCGGACUGUCCUUUAACUCAACGUGUCAACUCACUAAAGUAGAUGAGAAAAUGGUGCAGAUGAUACUGCACGAGUAUAAAAUAUUCAAUGCUGAGGUGCUAUUCCGCGAGGACUGCACUCCGGACGAGCUGAUCGACGUGAUCCUCGGCAACCGCGUGUACCUGCCGUGCCUCUACGUGUACAACAAAAUCGAUCAGAUCUCCAUACAGGAGGUCGACCGGAUAGCGCGCCAGGCGCACUCCGUCGUCGUCAGUUGUAACAUGAAGCUGAACUUAGACUACCUCCUGGAGACCCUCUGGGAAUAUUUAUCUCUUAUCAGAGUUUACACCAAGAAGCCCGGUCAACCUCCAGAUUUUGACGAUGGACUUAUUUUAAGAAGGGGCGUGUCCAUCGAGCACGUGUGCCACUCGAUCCACCGCUCGCUGGCGGCGCAGCUGAAGUACGCGCUGGUGUGGGGCACGAGCACCAAGUACUCCCCGCAGCGCGUGGGGCUGGCGCACGCCGUGCACGACCAGGACGUCGUGCAGCUCAUCAAGAAGUAGUGCACACUCUUACGGAUACUUUUAGUUCAUUUCAUUUUAUUUGUAAGUGGAAAGCUAACCGGCGACUCGCUGACUAGAUGGUAAGUGUUCACCAUCGUCCAUAGACAUAAUUGGCACUGAGAAAUAUUAAUUAUUCUGUACACCACUUGAGCGCCGACAACUGAAGUAUCUAAGAUGUUACUUCUCAUGUGGCUGUAACUAUAAUUGCUUGCUCAUUUUAAUAGCUAAGAAGGGGGCGAUACCGACCUUGAUGAAAUUUCACAAAGACCCAAAUUGAUAAUAAACAUUUUAAAAAUUAGUUUCUAUAUCAAUUGAAAUGUCAGUAUGAUAUUUUAUUACAUCCUUCGAAGUCAUGUCAAAAUAUUACGUUUUUCAUUUUUUUUUAUCUAUAAAACUUAACCCUUGCUGUUUUUAUAUGUACCAAAUACAUAAGAGGUGACCACUCAAAACUAGAAUAUCUCAAGUACUUUAAGUGUACUGCAAACCGUCUUGUGUCCAUGAUACCUAUUUGCCAUAAUUAUAUGGAAACAAACAACUUAAUAAAAUUGAUCAUUGUAAAUUAUUUGUUUUAGCGUGUACAGAUUGACUUCAUGCGUAAAUAUAUAUACAACGUAAUAUAUAUAAAACUGAAACAUUUUUGUCACAGGUUUUCAAAUGUGAUUCACAAGUUAUAAAAAACGGCAUUAAUCUUAAAUAGUGAUGUCCACUAAGCCUACAAAAUAUGAAAUACUUUACAGGUCAAACUCUAGCAAUAUUGUACACCAGUAAAAUAUAAAGAAAAUGUCAACUAUGUAUGUACUUGAUUUCCAAAUAUCAGGGGGUAUUAACUAAAUUAAUUAAUCAUUUUUUUUGUUAUUUUAUGCAUGCUUAUAUAUAUAUAUAUAUUUCAGCUAUUUUGCAAUGUGUAUCCGAAAUGAAUUAUUUGGUACAUUGCAUAUUUUUCACAUGUAUACCGAAUUAUAACACAACUCAAUGGACAGUAUAUACUAAGAGUUACAUUUAGUAAUAAUAAUUCAAUAAAAAAUCAAUAGAAUGGUUAACAUGGGUUAAGAGCAGUGUAUCAUUUUUCUCUUUUGAUGUAUAAAUAAAGACAUGAUGCCUUUAUACAGGUGUAUUUUAAAACUCCUGUUAACCAGAUCACGAUUGAUAUAUACAUGAACUGUUGCAAUAAAAUUAUUUAUUAAAUUUUUAUAAUGCAUUUUAUUUGUUUGA